UCACUCAACUUAUUGUCAGAGAGCGACUGGUGUUUUAUUUCAGAAGACUGCAGUCAGAGGAGGAAACACUUCAACCUCUCAAGGUUGAAAUGGACCAAAUACAAAAGUCACAGGUAAAAGGGACUCUGAUGAACCUUGGUAUGACUCAGGCCAAACCUCAGGAGAGGGAGCAGUGGGGCAGUAAGAUCGAGUUCAUCUUGGCAGUGGCCGGACACAUUGUUGGUCUGGGGAACGUCUGGAGGUUUCCAUACCUUUGCUACAAAAAUGGAGGAGGGGUUUUCUUCAUACCUUAUGUUUUGUUUUUGUUCACCUGUGGCAUCCCACUCUUCUUCCUGGAGACAUCUCUGGGCCAGUACACCAGUCAAGGUGGAAUUACGUGCUGGAGGAAAAUCUGCCCACUUUUUGAAGGUUUAGGUUAUGGAAGUCAGGUGGUUGUUUUGUACACGGGAGUGUAUUACAUCAUCAUACUAGCUUGGGCGUUUCUCUACCUGUUUUCAUCCUUCAGCUCGGAGCUCCCAUGGGCCAGCUGCCGCAACAUCUGGAACACAGCUGGCUGUUUUGAGCAUGGCCACAAUCAAACUGCCUCUCUCAACCUCAACGGAAGUAGCACAUCUUCAGUCGUAGAGUUUUGGGAGAGGAGGAUCCUGGGCCUGUCUGAUGGAAUUGAUAACAUUGGUAAUGUUCGCUGGGACCUGGCCCUUUGUUUACUUCUUGCCUGGACGUUGUGUUACUUCUGUGUCUGGAAUGGAGUGAAGUCAACAGGAAAGGUGGUUUACUUUACUGCCACAUUCCCGUACGUCAUGCUGGUGGUUUUGCUCGUCCGUGGUCUUACAUUACCGGGGGCCAAAGAGGGCAUCAUGUUCUACCUCUACCCAGACCCUUCCCGCCUCACAGACCCAGAGGUAUGGAUGGACGCUGGCAGCCAAAUAUUUUACUCCUACGGAGUUUGCACCGGUGUGCUGACAUCUUUAGGAAGUUACAACAAGUACAGCAACAACUGCUAUAGAGACUGUGUUUACCUCUGCCUGUUGAACAGUUUCACCAGCUUCAUAGCUGGCUUUGCUAUCUUUUCUGUGCUCGGCUUUAUGGCAAAGGAGCAGGGUGUUGAUAUAUCGAUGGUGGCUGAAUCAGGUCCAGGGUUGGCUUUCAUUGCUUAUCCUCGUGCUGUGGCUUUAAUGCCACUUCCCCAGCUCUGGGCGAUUUUCUUCUUCAUUAUGAUCAUCUUUUUAGGAUUAGAUAGUGAGUUUGUCUAUCAAGAGGCAUUGGUCACAACUAUCUCCGACAUGUAUCCUGACUUCUUUCAAGGGAAGGGUCGCCGGAAACUGCUGCUUCUUGCCAUUUCGGUUGGAAGUUUCUUUAUUGGCCUUCUGAUGGUCACAGAGGGAGGCCUUUAUAUCUUCCAGCUGUUUGACUACUAUGCCUGCAGUGGCAUGACACUCCUGCUUUUUGCUGUUCUCCAGUCUGUCUGCAUCGGUUGGGUCUAUGGUGCAGAUCGUCUAUAUGAUAAUGUCAAGGACAUGAUUGGAUAUCGACCCUGGCCUUUUAUGAAAUAUUGUUGGCAGUACUUCACACCAGCUAUCUGUACUUGCACAUUUCUCUUCGCCUUGAUCAAAUAUACUCCACUGAAAUUCAACAACACUUAUGAAUACCCCUGGUGGGGCUACGCCAUUGGAGGAUUCUUCACUCUCUCUUCAACACUCAUGAUUCCUCUGUGGAUGCUUUAUUCUGUGAGCGUCACUCCAGGAACACUGAGACAGAGAGUGAAAAUUCUGUGCACUCCAGCAAAAGACUUACCAACUGCAACGGGGAAGAAAGCAUUAAACAAAGAAGCAUUUCAGACUUUUACGGACUUAUACACACUCUCCACGACAGAGAGCCAUCAUGACAAAAGUCACAGAUCAUCCGUCGUAUAAACUGCAAGAAAAAAGUACUCAAAUGGAACAGGAAGAUCCAGACCAGUUUCACUUAACAGGGAAAAUUGCCAAAACACAGACCAAACAAACAAACAUAAUACAGUUUAUGGAUAAAUACACAUCCCAACAUAUUACAGUGUUCUUUCAGGCUGUGAAUGUAGAUAUAAAACUUAUUGUACAUACAUGUAAUUACUAUUUCUUUUGCGUAGUCAAUAUAUUUCAGAUGCUUUUGUAAAUCACACUGGGAUACAUUUGGAAGAGUGUUUAUUAAACAACUACAGUGUGACAUUAUUAUUGUUACAGGGGAAUAAAACAAGUCUGGGAGAAGGGGCGCAAGAAACUACAAAAUAGUUUAAUGCGUGGUUUUAUCUAUUUCCGGUAGGCAUUGUAUUAAAAUUAAAUACCUGAAUCCUAUGAAAUUGUCAGUUAUGAUAAAAUCUUUAUUGGGUGGCAAACGAAGCUGGAAAACUGGUAAUGAUAUUAACAAUAACAGCACAAUUAACACACUACUAAGAUGGUUUUGUAUCAUUUAAUAUGGAGAAUGUUAGAAUGUUUAAUACUGAACUUUUAGGCACAUUAUUAUUGUUUUUGUAGCUGUUCGAGAAUCAAUAAGAAGCCUGGGAAGAUUAAGGCAUUCAACAGAAAUUUGCAGUUCUUGUUUGUAAAUUAGCUUUGUACUUGCUCCAAAAGGAAAAUAGGUAUAUAAAAUACAGUAUAGAGAUAAAAAAAGAUUGCUGGCUUAGUACAGCAGUUUACAUAUAGUAGAACAGACCACACCUGUGUGCCUUUAACACCUGAAACUGAGGGGAAACUUGGUAUGCAGACUGUAAUUCAACACAUUGCAUGUUUCAAGCUUUUCUCAUUGAAAUUACAGAGAAACCUAAAACGUCCCUGUUUACACCUUAAUUUACGGGUAAGUACACAUUGUGUGGGCUGCAACAUAAAACUUGUGUACAAGGUAACAUCUCAUCAAAUAGACAUUAGCUGGUAAUAAGAACAUUUGAAAAGCAAGUUUAAUCAUAUAUUUCAGCAACAAGAAAAAAUAAAAAUGCUUUACAUAAAACAAAAGCAUCAAGACCAAGUGCAAUAUCAUCAAUAUAAAAGGACAUUUGAAACUUAACUUAAGCUUAACAAUGUAAAACUGGCAUUACAGAGCCAGGAGAAUAGAAAUAAGAACAAGUUAAAGUAGAAUAAAAAAAGAAAAACAUGAAUAAGAGUUACAGUGCAUUGUUAAGUUAAUAAUCGCACUAGUUCACAUGAAAUCUUUAGCCUUGAUCUAAAGAUGAUCUAAGAGUUACAGCUUGGUAUGGUUUUUAAUGUUAUAGUUAUAGUUGUAGUAUUGUGGCUUUAGUUAUUUUUACUUUAUUUUCACAAUUAACACAAAGAAGAGCUCACUGCACACACACUGAACAACUAAAGAGAAACUACUUUAUAAAGAGUUUCCUGACAUUGUUGACUCUCAGUUUCCCUGGUUUCAGGUGUUAGUCACAAGAAAGCCCAACAUCAUAUUUUAAAUUACUUAUUUUCAAAUUAAUUUCAAAGAACACUCUGAACAAAAUCUGAAAAACAUGACAAAGGACUCUCAUUUGAAUUUCCAUAAACAGUGACUGCCAUCAUGUGUCUGGCUGUUUCACUUCUUCUUGCCUAAUAACUAAGCUUCUUUUUAAAAUCAAUAAUAAUAAUAAUAAUAAUAAUAAUAAUAAUGGUAUUUUAUAGCCACAGUAUAUUAAGAAUACACCUCUUCCCCCAGACUUGUUGUUUCCCUCUAUACCCACAUGCUCCAUAUUUAAACAUUUCUUACAGUGUACUUUUUUUGCUUAAUGUGCAAUAAUGAUUUUGGUAAAGUA
Molecule: messenger RNA, 3760 nt
Organism: Centropristis striata (black sea bass)
Lineage: Eukaryota; Metazoa; Chordata; Actinopteri; Perciformes; Serranidae
Product: sodium- and chloride-dependent GABA transporter 2-like
Exons: 15
Coding region: 90-1913 (607 amino acids)
Biological process (GO): sodium ion transmembrane transport
Cellular component (GO): membrane
Source: RefSeq, a predicted model, not a curated record